Molecule: messenger RNA, 12150 nt
Organism: Linepithema humile (Argentine ant)
Lineage: Eukaryota; Metazoa; Arthropoda; Insecta; Hymenoptera; Formicidae
Source: RefSeq, a predicted model, not a curated record
AUGGAUAUUUCGUAUCACAUACAAGAGAAAAAUAGAAUGCAGGAAAAAGAAGAAAACAAUAAACAAAUUAAUAUUUAUAAAUCGGAACCAUGCACACGAUCAAUAAAGCGAAGUGACGUAUUUGAGGAGCUUGUUAAGAAAUCUCACAAAAGACAUUGCAAUUGGAUGAAAUCCUCUUCCGAUACUUUGUGUCCGAAUGCAAAGUUUCUAAAAAAUAAUCGCGUAUAUCAGAAAGCUCUGGAUCGUUUAAAAACUUACGCUACAGAUGAAGCAAAUAUUCUUGAUUCGUCAGAAAAAUGCGAAACUUUAUCGAGGAAAACUGCGUCGAAGAAAAAAGAUGAUAAAGAAAUCUCAUAUCAAAAGAACGAUUACUAUACAUCACUACGUCGGCAAAGAGCCGAAUUUCGGAUUCAUCUGAUCAGGAAGAUCAAAGGACGGGAAAAACGCGAUGAAAGCCAGCGUGAGGAAGCGAUGGAAAUAUGCCCAGACGAUGCAAAAGAGCCGACAGUUUUAGACGACGAUGUUUGCGGACAAACAACGACGGCUUCGAGCAGCGAUAUCGAUGACAGUUGGCUCACGGAGGAAGACAAGAAUCUCUUGAGGUAUUACUACUACAUUCUUCAUGAGGUCGAUGAUGCUUACGCAGGCACCUUAGAUUCUGACACGUUAAAGAAGAUAACGAGCAUGGUGCCCGCCGAAUGGCAGGAGAGACAAAACGAAUGUUUCGGCCGAUUAAUUAAGGAAUUAAGAAUCGACUUCGUUACAAGCAUGAAAAAGUCCAUCGUCGACUUCGCGCUGCAGGAACCUUUCGAGGAAGCGUACAGUAUCUGCGCUCCGCACAGCGUUAAAUACCAAAAAAUAAGAGCAAAGCUGGAAAGGAAAUCGAUUAUUCUGUACCAUCCAUGCAUACGCAAAACUUUGGAUUACUGGCAUCGUGAAUAUAGAGAGAUCAAACAAGUGGACGUACGAGAACUCACAUCGCACGCAAGAUCGUACGAUCUCCCGACUUUUGACCAUAAAUUUUCAAGAAUGCUCAAAAAUACGAGCGAUGAUCUUCUCAAACGGUGGCUGCCAAAAAUAUGCCAUAUUUUAGUAAUGGCGUCAAAGAAGGGAAAUUUGCCAUCAAUGAACGACCCACAAUAUAACAGAUUCUUUAAUUGCCUUGCCUAUGUUAUGGAAGAUCAAUUGAGAGAUUUAUGUUUGCGUUCAAUGAAGGAUUAUAUCGAUUAUCUUAUGGACGUAGGCUAUACAAAUUGUGGUUUUAACAUAAACAUCGUGGUAAGAAAUAUGGCCAUCAUUUUUGAACCUACAUUCAAAGCAUUUAUGGAUGGACUUUUAAUGCUGCUGAAUUCUCUUUAUGAUGCUGUAACAACAUUACCACGUGCAGAGGUAAAACUGAAGUGGAUUCAUGGUUCAUCCGAAUUGCUUAAACCAAUAAUUUCUGCAGACCUCCUUGAGCAGCACGGAAAUACAAUAUCAAAUUUAAUUGAACGAUACAAAACUGAUGCAGAAUUACAACUGCAGGAGUUUGAAAAAUAUGUGAAUUUAAUAAAUGACGAGGAUGUGAAUUACGUGCAAGAUUUUCUAAAAGCCCAACCACCUAAUCCAUACGAGAAAUAUUGCGAACUCAUCGAUUAUUAUGAUCGGAUGAGCAAGAAGAUUCCACUAGAAUUUUAUCGGACGUCUUUUACCGAACUCUUCGAAGUGCGCAGGCAUUAUAUUAUAGAACACAUCAUUUCUACGGCCACACAACUUAAAGGCGAACUGGUUUCAAAGAUGAUCGCUGAUUAUCAACAAAAAGCUCGAGCUAUAGGAGAUUUGUAUCAAAAUAUUGCGAAUCAGGCAUUAAGUACACCGCCCAAUACAUCAGAACUUAUGAAACUACAGGCUUUUAUACACACAUCCGAAACAGAAACUGUUUUCGAAUUAGAGAAUCGAUUGAGAGAAGUAAUGAAAUAUAUAACAUUUUUAUCAGAUUAUCAUCAUUUAACGCCCGUCGAGUUGAAAAGCAAUAAUUUUGCUUUCCACUGGUAUUAUAGAAUGGCUGAAAUUUUCGAAAAGCAUCGCGAGAUAGUUGCAAGUAAAACAGGCGAAUAUCAGGCGACACUCAAAGGCAGAAUCGAAAAGUUUGAACAGGAUCUUCAAACAUACGCAAAGUACUGCGACGAGUUGCAAUAUUGGGGCAAUAUCGAGGAGAUACAUCGAUACAAAAAAAAGGCUACGAGUCUCGAUAAUAAGUUGAUUGCCGCCAUGGAUACAAUCGUGGAAUUCAAUGAAGAGGAAAAAUUAUUCGGCUGGGAAAUGUCGCAGUAUCCUUUAAGAAAAAAGGUAGCUGAUAAAUUGACACCUUAUAAAAAAUUCUAUGACAUCGCCUGCGAGUUUUUAACUAACUAUGAUACUUGGACGGAAGCUAUGGUGGGCUCACACGAUCCUGAAACAAUCGAAUCCGAAACCAUGGUUGCAUUUCGCACAGUGUUCAAGCUGGAAAAGACUUUUCAAGAACCGGCGGUAAGAAAAUUGGCGGAGAUCGUGAGGACGAAAAUCGAAGAUUUCAAAGAGAACAUGCCGGUGAUACUGACUCUUGGAAAUCCUUGCAUGAAAAGUCGUCAUUGGGAGCAGGUCUCGGAGAUUGUUGGGUUUCCGAUAAAAGUCGAUCAAUACAUGACGCUAGCCAAGAUUCUCGACUACGGUCUAGGCGAUUACGUAGCGAAAUUCGAAGUGAUAUCCGAGGCGGCCACCAAAGAGGGCAACUUGGAGAAAGCCUUGUUCAGGAUGUACUCCGACUGGGCGGAUAUCGCAUUUACCGUGAAUCCUUAUCGCGACACCGGCACAUAUGUUAUUGCUAGCGUGGAUGAGAUACAACUGUUGCUCGACGAUCACCUAACAAAAACCCAGACUAUGAAAAAUUCUCUUUACAUAAAGCCGUUUGAAAAAGAAACUCUCGAAUGGGAACUUAAAUUGCUUUUGCUGCAAGAUAUUAUGGACUACUGGCUGAAAGUACAAGGGACAUGGAUGUAUCUCGAACCGAUUUUCUCGUCGCCCGAUAUACAGCAACAGAUGCCGGAGGAGAGUCGACGAUUUAGCGCCGUAGACAAAAUUUGGAAAGAACUGAUGACCAUAGUCUCGGCUGACCCGGGAGUUAUGAUCGUCGUUGUGAUCGAUAAGAUGUUGGAUCGUCUGAAAAAGUGCACCAACUUGCUCGACUUGGUGCAAAAAGGACUCGCCGCUUACCUGGAGAAGAAGAGGCUUUACUUUCCGCGAUUUUUCUUCCUCUCGAACGACGAGCUCUUGGAAAUAUUGUCUGAAACGAAGGAUCCCACGCGAGUGCAGCCGCAUUUGAAGAAGUGCUUCGAAGGCAUCGCAAGAUUGGAAUUUACCGAUAACAUGGAGGCCACAGCUAUGAUGUCGUCCGAAGGGGAGGUGAUUAUUCUUGAGGAUAUAAUCGAUACAGCUGCCGCACGAGGACAAGUGGAAAAGUGGCUUCGCGAGCUCGAGGCUGAUAUGAAGAAGAGCGUGAAGGAGCAGGUGAUAUGUGCCAAAGACGCCUUUCUCACUAAACCCAGGAGUCAAUGGGCUCUAGAGUGGCCAGGCCAGACCAUCCUUUGCGUCAGCAAACUGUACUGGACGGCGGAUAUUAACGACAGGCUGCCGAAGGAGCCUGAAAAUUUAACAGAUUAUAUAGAAACGUGCACGCACGAGCUUAACGAAAUUGUCAAGCUUGUUCGCGGCAAACUAUCAACGCAAAAUCGAACGACUUUAGAAGCUUUAGUAACAUUGGAUGUCCACAGUCGCGAUGUGUUGGUGCAGUUGUGCGAACAAGGCGUAAACCAGGUCACGGACUUCAAGUGGCUUUGCCAAUUAAGAUACUACUGGAUGGAUGAGAACUUGUAUACGAUGAUGAUAAACUCUACGCUGGGUUAUGCAUACGAGUACCUGGGCAAUACGUCGCGAUUAGUGAUAACGCCGCUCACCGAUCGAUGUUAUCGCACCUUGUUCGGCGCACUUAGCCUACAUCUCGGCGGUGCGCCGGAAGGACCUGCUGGAACAGGAAAAACGGAGACUACGAAAGAUCUAGCGAAGGCGGUUGCCAAGCAAUGCGUUGUGUUUAAUUGCUCGGAGGGGCUAGAUUAUAUCGCACUUGGCAAAUUUUUCAAAGGAUUAGCCAGCACAGGUGCAUGGUCUUGCUUCGACGAGUUCAAUCGUAUCGAUCUGGAAGUCUUAUCGGUCGUGGCGCAGCAAAUCUUGACCAUUCAACGAGCAAUACACGCGGAGAAGAAAACCCUGAUAUUCGAGGAUACGGAAUUGACGUUGGAUCGCACCUGCGCGGUAUUCAUCACAAUGAAUCCGGGAUACGCGGGGAGAACAGAAUUGCCGGACAAUCUGAAGGCUUUGUUUCGGCCGGUGGCUAUGAUGGUACCCGAUUACGCUUUAAUAGCGGAGAACACGUUGUACUCGUACGGAUUCUACAAUGCGAGACCUUUAUCUGUAAAGAUAGUCAUCGCGUAUAAAUUGUGCUCGGAGCAACUGUCCAGCCAGAAUCAUUACGACUACGGCAUGAGGGCGGUGAAGUCCGUUCUAAUAGCGGCGGGAAACUUGAAGUUGAAAUAUCCGGAAGAAAAUGAGGACAUUUUAAUCUUGCGCAGUAUCAAAGACGUGAAUUUACCCAAGUUUCUCAGCGAAGAUAUACCCCUGUUUCACGGUAUCACUUCGGAUCUUUUUCCAAACGUACAACUUCCGGAGCCGAAUUACGUGCACUUAAACGCCUCUACGCGUCAAGCGUGCGCCGCUGCGAACAUCCAAUGUGUCCCCGUAUUUCUGGAGAAAGUUCAACAGAUCUAUGAAAUGAUGUUAGUGAGGCAUGGAUUCAUGAUCGUCGGGUAUUCCUUUGCCGGCAAGACCACGGCCUACAAAAUGCUGGCCGACGCACUCGAGAUUUGCGAAGAAAACAAUCUGAUGAAUGAACACAAGGUGGAGAUGACGGUGAUCAAUCCGAAGUCGAUAACACUGGGACAGUUGUACGGACAGUUCGAUCCAGCGUCGCACGAAUGGAGCGACGGUAUUCUGGCCACCAGCUAUCGAGCUUUUGCCACUUCGACGAACGACAACAGGAAGUGGUUGGUCUUCGACGGCCCGAUAGACGCGAUAUGGAUCGAGAGUAUGAACACCGUUCUCGACGACAACAAGAAACUCUGUCUAAUGAGCGGAGAAAUCAUUCAGCUGGCACCGACGACCAGCUUGAUAUUCGAGCCGUUAGAUCUAGAAGCUGCUUCGCCGGCCACGGUGUCUCGCUGCGGAAUGAUUUAUAUGGAGCCUGGAGCGUUGGGAUGGGAGCCGAUAUUAAAUUCCUGGAUAGCGAAACUGCCGGAAGUAAUAGACGAAUGGCUACGAAGCUUCCUAUACGAGUCGCUGUUCCUCAGAUUCUGCAAACCCCUUUUUCACCUGUUACGUCGGUGCAACUUGAAGGAAAUAUGUCCGAUGCCCGAUUCGAAUCUUCUGCGAUCCAUCACUUAUCUCAUGGACUGUUUUAUAAGGGACUUUUAUAAUGAAGAAGUCGUGAAGAAUAUAAGCGAGCUUGAUCUCCGAGCGCAAAUAGAGGGUUCGUUCUUCUUUUCGUGUAUCUGGGCGAUGGGAGGCACUUUGCAAGCUCAACACAGAGUACGAUUUAGCAUUCUGUUUCGCGGGCUUCUGGAGAAAGAAUUCCCCGUUGUUCUGAUGAACGAGUUUCAGUUGAAAGAACCGAUUCCGCCGCCUUCGAAACCUUAUAUCUUUGUCAUGCCGAGAGAUCAUCUGGUGUUUGAUUACAGAUUUAUUAAGGAAGGCAAGGGAAAAUGGAAAUUAUGGUCGGACGAGCUGAUAUUCGCGCCACCGAUUCCCCGUGACAUCCCCGUCAAUCAAAUAAUCGUGCCAACCGUAGAAACGAUAAGAUAUACGGCGCUCUUUCAAAUGCUGGUGCAACACGAAAAGCCGGUGCUUUUCGUUGGCCCAACGGGGACCGGAAAGUCGGUGUACAUAAUCGACUUUCUACUGAAGAAGAACAACGCCGCGGUGAACAAGCCAUUGUUCAUCAAUUUCUCCGCGCAGACCACCGCUAAUCAAACUCAAGAUAUUAUUAUGAGCAAAUUAGAUCGCAGGCGUAAGGGGGUUUACGGCCCACCUAUUGGCAAGCGUUGGAUCGUCUUUGUCGAUGACGUCUCGAUGCCGAUGAAAGAAACGUUUGGGGCGCAACCGCCUAUAGAAUUAUUGCGGCAAUGGUUGGACCAUUGGCAAUGGUACGACAGAAGGGAAGGGACGCUCAUAAAAUUGAUUGAGAUUCAAUUAAUGUGUGCUAUGGCUCCGCCAAUCGCCGGUAAAGAUGUUACUCCGCGAUUCAAACGACACUUCUUCGUUCUGGCAAUAUCCGAAUUCGAGGACAACGUAAUGAUCACGAUAUUUAGCAGAAUCGUUCUGUGGCAUCUCGAUACGAGGGGCUUCAGCAAAGAGUUCGAUCCGUGCAUUGACCAAAUUGUCCUCGCAACGUUAGAUAUUUAUAAACAAAGCUUGCGCAAUCUGUUACCGACGCCUGCGAAAUGCCAUUACAUGUUUAACCUUCGAGAUUUCUCCAGAGUCAUCCAGGGAGUUCUGUUAUCGGUCCCGGAAACCAUGCCCGCGCUCUCAAAUAUGAAGCGAUUGUGGGUUCACGAGAUACUCCGUGUAUUCGGCGACCGUUUAGUCGACGAAGCCGACAUCAAAUGGCUAAUACGUCAGACAGGCGUGACGCUGAAGCAACGUAUGGAAGUCUCAAUGGAGGAACUCUUUGAAGACAUGCUAAUUACUACAAAGAAAGAGUUUGCUAAACAUAUCACCGUGGACAUGUUACGAAACUUGAUAUAUUGCGACUUCACCGAUGCCAAGGCGGACAUUCGCUUGUACCAAGAAGUUGUUGAUUUAGAACAAUUGCGAGAGAUCGUGGAGACGUAUCUUUCCGAAUACAAUUCGAUGACGAGAAAGCCUAUGAAUCUAGUGUUGUUCCGGUUCGCAAUCGAGCAUCUGUCGAAGAUAGCUCGCAUCAUCAAGCAACCGCGGAGCCACGCUCUCCUCGUCGGCGUUGGCGGAUCCGGAAGACAAUCUUUAACCAGACUGGCGUCGCACAUUUGCGACUACGACGUGCACCAAGUCGAAAUCACGCAACAAUACGGUAUCCACGAGUGGCACGAGGAUAUCAAAGCCAUCAUGAGAAAAGCCACCGCUACCGAAUUGCAUUCUACUUUUCUCUACAGCGACACGCAGAUUAAGGAGGAGAGCUUCUUGGAAGACGUCAGCAAUAUGCUCAACUCGGGAGAAGUGCCCAACAUAUUCACGGCGGAGGAGAAGGCGGAGAUAUGCGAGAAGAUGAGGCUGAUUGACCGACAACGAGAGCGAGCGAUGCAAACGGACGGCAGCCCCGCGGCGCUUUUCAACUUAUUCGUGCAGAUAACGCGCGAUCAGUUGCACAUUGUUGUCACUAUGUCGCCCAUCGGCGACGCGUUUAGAAAUCGGAUCAGGAAAUUCCCGGCUUUAGUUAAUUGUUGCACCAUUGAUUGGCUUCAGUCGUGGCCCAAAGACGCCCUGCUGGCUGUCGCGACAAAAUUCUUGUCCGCGAUCGAACUUACGGAUGACGAGAGGAAGGCCGGCAUCGACAUGUGCCAGUUCUUCCACAUGUCCACUCAAAGACUAAGCGACGAAUUCUUAGUUCGUUUAAACAGACGGAAUUACGUGACGCCCACUUCUUAUCUCGAAAUGAUCAACACAUUCCAGAGUUUGCUUAGCAAACAACGCGGAGAAGUGCAGCACACUAAAGCUCGGUACGAGGGUGGUUUAGGCCAACUGGACGGCACACAGCGUCAGGUUGAGGAAAUGCAGAAUAUGCUGAAACAGUUGCAACCGAAAUUAAUCGCGGCCACGCAGGACAUCCAGAGAAUGCUGGCCGAUGUUGAGAAAGAAAACCAGGAAGUGGCGGAAUUUGAGAAAGUGGUCAAGAUCGAUGAAAUCGCGGCGCAAGCAGCGGCGGACGAAGCGAAUGUGAUAAAAACUGAAUGCGAUGCUGAUUUGGCUGAAGCCAUGCCCAUCUUAAAGCGGGCUCAAGCAGCGUUGGACACAUUAACAUUGGCGGAUAUCGCAGUGGUGAAGGCAAUGAAGCAUCCGCCAUACGGCGUGAAGCUCAUCGUGGAGAGCGUUUGUGUCCUCAGGCAAAUAAAGCCGGAGAAGGUGCAGAAGGACGGUGGUGUGUACGUCGACGAUUAUUGGAGGGCUGCUCUGAGAAUGCUUAGCGAUGCCAAAUUCUUGGACUCAUUGCUACACUUCGACAAGGACAAUAUACCCGACAAGGUAAUAGAAACGAUACGGAAGGAGUACUUGACCAAUCCAGACUUCGACCCGGAGAAGAUCAAGAAAGUUUCAACGGCUUGCGAGGGAUUAUGCCGUUGGGUCAUCGCGAUGUCCGAGUACGAUAUAAUUGCCAAGAUCGUCGCUCCUAAAAAACGAGCCCUGGCGGAGGCCGAAGCCGUCUAUCACGGCGCUAUAGAAACCUUAAAUUUGAAGAAAGAACAAUUGCGUCAAGUGCAGAAAAAACUAUUGGAUCUUCAAGAGAUCCUAAAUAGAAGAAAAGCGGACUUCCAAGCGAUGUCGGAUCAAGUGACCGACUGCGAGACGAAACUGAAGCGGGCCGAGGAUCUUAUCGGAGGAUUAGGCGGAGAGUAUGCGCGCUGGUCGCAAACCGCCAAAGAAUUGGGCGACAAGUAUUAUCGUCUAACAGGCGAUGUGAUAAUUGCGUCCGGCGUGGUGGCUUACUUGGGUCCAUUCACUAUGCCGUUUCGCGUGCAGCAAAUACACGAAUGGGUGCAAUUGUGUACGAAGCUGCAAGUGAUUUGCAGCCAGGAUUUCCAACUGCGUGAAAUACUCGGCGAACCAGUCUUGAUUAGAUCGUGGAACAUCGCCGGGCUGCCCGCCGACGCGUUCUCCGUCGACAAUGGAAUUAUCGUUAUGAAUGCCAGGAGAUGGCCAUUGAUGAUAGAUCCACAGAGCCAAGCCAAUAAGUGGGUAAGGAAUAUGGAGAAGAGAAAUAAUAUUAGCAUUAUUCGGCUCAGCCAACACGAUUACGUGAGAAUCUUGGAAAACGCGAUACAACUUGGACAGCCGAUAUUGCUGGAAAACGUGGAGGAAAAAUUAGACGCCGUUCUUGAGCCGAUUCUUCUCAAACAAACGUUCAGGCAUGGCGGCGCAUUGUGCAUAAAAGUGGGCGACGCCGUAGUAGAAUAUAACGCCAAUUUUAGGCUUUAUAUCACGACAAAAUUAAGAAAUCCCCAUUAUUUACCGGAAAUAGCUGUAAAAGUAACUUUGCUGAAUUUUAUGAUAACGCCGAGCGGCUUGGAAGAUCAGUUGCUUGGCAUCGUAGUUGCGAGGGAAAGGCCAGACUUGGAAUCCGAAAAGAAUGUUUUGAUCGUGCAGGGUGCGGCAAAUAAGAAGAUGCUGAAAGAGACGGAAGAUAAAAUUUUGGAGGUGCUUUCCGUGGCGGAAGGCAAUAUCUUAGAAGACGAGGAAGCUAUCGACAUUUUAACGUCGUCGAAAAACUUGAGCGACGACAUUCACGCGAAGCAAGCGGCUAUGGAAGUUACGGAGAAGUCGAUCGACGUCGCGAGACUGCAGUAUAAACCUAUCGCAGCCUAUUCGACCAUACUCUUCUUCACGAUAGCAUCUCUGGCCAACAUAGAUCCAAUGUAUCAAUAUUCGCUGAUCUGGUUCGUGAAUCUUUUCAAUUUGGCCAUCACGAAUACGGAGCCGGCCGACAAUGUUCCACAACGUCUUAAGGAUCUGACCAAAUACUUCACGUAUUCUCUCUAUGUCAAUAUAUGCAGAUCACUGUUCGAGAAGGAUAAAUUGCUAUUUACAUUGCUUCUCGUUAUCAAUCUACGGAAAAUGAGCGAGGAGCCGGAAACCGCGGCGCAAUGGUUGUUUUUGCUAACUGGUGGAAUAGGUUUAGACAAUCCGUACGCCAAUCCUGCCGAGUGGCUGCUAGUCAAGCAAUGGGACGAGCUGUGCAGAUUGGAUAAUAUCAAAGGAUUUGAAGGCAUCAGAAAAUUCUUCUCCGAGUCUACCGGAGAAUGGAAGAAGAUAUUCGAUUCGAGGGAACCACAGAAGGAGCCCUUUCCGGCACCGUACGACGGUUUGAAUUUGUUCGAACGACUGUUGAUUCUGCGAUGUAUUCGGCCCGAUAAAAUGAUCUCCGCGGUGCAAAUAUUCGUGGAAGAACAAUUAGGCGCACAAUAUAUGGAAGCGCCUCCUUUCGACUUGGCAUCCUCCUAUGCGGAUUCUGACUGUUGCAUUCCGCUGAUAUUCGUCUUGACUCCCGGCGCCGAUCCGGCGCAAACUUUGUUGGCAUUCGCCGACGAGCAAGGAUACGGCGCCGAUCGCCUUUUCUACUUGUCUCUCGGCCAAGGUCAAGGACCAAUAGCGGAAGGAUUGAUAAGAGAGGGUGUGUUUCACGGCAAUUGGGUGGUGUUGCAAAAUUGUCAUCUGGCCAAGAGCUGGAUGCCGACUUUGGAGAAGAUCUGCGAGGGUCUGAUACCCGACACGAUUCAUCCCGACUUCCGACUAUGGCUAACCAGCUAUCCGGCGGAACACUUUCCCACGACGGUCCUUCAGAACGGCAUCAAGAUGACGAACGAGCCGCCGAAAGGGCUCAGAGCGAACAUCCUGAGAUCCUACGCGAGCGAUCCGAUUAGUAAUCCGGAGUUCUUUGAAGGCUGCGCUCAGAGCGAAUAUUUUAAGAAGCUUCUCUAUUCAUUGUGCUUCUUCCACGCGACCGUGCAAGAAAGGCGGAAGUUCGGCCCGAUCGGUUGGAAUAUUCCCUACGAAUAUAACGAGACUGAUUUGAGAAUCAGCAUUCUGCAAUUGAAAAUGUUCCUGGACGACUAUCAGGACGUGCAGUUUGCCGCACUGAAGUAUCUCACGGGCGAAUGCAAUUACGGAGGAAGAGUCACGGACGAAUGGGACCGUAGAACGUUGAAUACUAUCCUGGCGAAAUUCUAUUGUCUAGAACUGUUGACCGAAGAAAUAUACUACUUCGACCCAACGUCCACUAUUUAUUACUGUCCGACUGUCACAGAAUACGAAGCUUAUCUCGAAUACACAAGAAAACUUCCGAUAAUUACUGAAGCAAGUGUGUUUGGCAUGAAUGAGAAUGCUGACAUUCUUAAAGAUCAGCGAGAAACAAAUUUACUAUUCUCUUCACUGCUACUCACGCAGGAAGCAGUCAAAUCCGGAUUGAGACAAGCGUCUGAUGACGAAGUUGUUUACGGCAUCGCGACAGAAAUCUUGGACAAGCUACCGAACGAUUACGAUUUGGUUGCAGCACUCGCUAAAUAUCCCAUGUUAUACAGUCAAAGCAUGAAUACCGUACUGGUGCAAGAGAUGGAUAGGUUUAACAAAUUAUUACGCUGCAUAAGAAGCAGCCUUAUCAAUAUACGAAAAGCUAUCAAAGGUAUGAUCAUGAUGUCCUUUGAACUUGAAGAUAUUUACGAGGCAAUAUUGACAAGCAAAAUACCUCUCGUAUGGAAACAAAAUUCCUAUCCAUCUCUAAAGCCUUUGGGUGGUUAUAUCAACGACUUCCUACAACGUUUAACAUUUCUACAGAAAUGGUAUGACGAAGGGCCACCCGUUACAUUCUGGUUACCAGGAUUUUACUUUACGCAAGCAUUUUUAACUGGCAUACGGCAAAAUUAUGCGCGAAAAUAUAAGAUCCCUAUAGAUCUUCUUGCGUUUGAUUUCAUAAUCCUGACAGACACUGUUUUCGAUUCAGCACCAGAGGACGGUGUUUAUAUUUAUGGAUUAUUUUUAGACGGUGCAAGAUUUGAUAUGAAGAAAAUGUCUAUAGAAGAAAGCUUUCCUAAAGUGCUUUACGACAAUGUACCCUUUAUGUGGCUGAUACCGAUGAAGAAGCAGGAUAUCAAAGAAAGGCAAUCAUACGUCUGUCCACUUUAUAAAACCUCCGAUCGUCGCGGGAUAUUGUCCACUACAGGUCACUCCACAAACUUUGUCAUAGCCAUGUGGCUGCCCACGGUGAAGCCGCCGGAGCACUGGAUUAUAAGAGGAGUCGCUAUGCUUUGUCAACUCAGUGAAUAAAAAAUAUCAACGUAA